CUCGCAGGAGUCUCAUUACCAGUUUUCAGCUGACCACCUGAGUGUAUUCCAAUUCCAUCGAGAAGUGAGAGAGAAAUGAGGAAAUUUGAUCCGUGGCCGGUGUUUUUCAGGAGAGAAUGGAAUCGGUGCUGGCCUUUCCUCGUCGGCUUCGCUGUCACUGGCACCAUCAUCACUAAGUUGUCCCUCAGCCUCACCGAGGAGGACGCCAAGAACUCUCCGUUUGUGCAGAGGCACAAGAAACACUGAUUAGAAAAUAGUGAAUUUCUUUACGUAUGAUUUCCUGAUAAGUGGAGACUCUUUACAGUGUUGGAAAGGGUUUCAUCUCUGUAAUUUUCUUUUCCGGAUUUGUUGAGCACUAGUAUCAAAAAAUGAUGGCUCUGGUUGCAUAAAUGUUCUCUUAACCUAUCUGGGUGCAAAACUAGCUUGAGUUUCUAUAAACUGAUACUGCAAAGUUCGGGAUUUUGUGGUUUUAUUGGUUCAGUUUAUUCAGACAUGACCUUUGAAAUCUUUCACUGCAUUGAGAUUC
Messenger RNA from Coffea eugenioides, 526 nucleotides. RefSeq lists its product as uncharacterized. Bases 76 to 246 code for a protein of 56 amino acids. The record is from RefSeq and is a predicted model, not a curated record. NCBI's taxonomy places the organism in Eukaryota, Viridiplantae, Streptophyta, Magnoliopsida, Gentianales, Rubiaceae. The transcript is spliced from 3 exons.